Chelmon rostratus (copperband butterflyfish) is the source of this 5689-nucleotide messenger RNA. RefSeq names its product NACHT, LRR and PYD domains-containing protein 3-like. The record is from RefSeq and is a predicted model, not a curated record. Lineage: Eukaryota; Metazoa; Chordata; Actinopteri; Chaetodontiformes; Chaetodontidae. Gene Ontology annotation, biological process: regulation of apoptotic process. The coding region runs from base 142 to 4011 and encodes 1289 amino acids. Gene Ontology annotation, molecular function: protein binding. The transcript has 12 exons.
CACAAAGUUAGUCUUCCUCUGUAUUGUUCAAGUCGAGACACCCACAGGCACAGAAAAAUGUAACACUGCCGUUCCUGCUGCAGCUGGCCACCUGACCUCAGACACAAAGACUGGCUGAGCUGAAACUGAAUAAAUGACACCAUGGGGAGCCAAUGCUCGACACUCAGGAGGGAUAAAUCAAAGGAAGCGGAGUAUUACAAACCUAACCAAAAGAAAGGUGAGGUUUCGUCCACAGUGCAAAGUGGGGAGGAGUCUUAUCUCCUCCAAAGAAGGCCAUCUGUGCAGGAGGAGGGAGGAGCUGUGAAGGAGAUAAGGGAGGAGGGCACUUUAAGGAAGCAAGAAGAUGAAGAUACUGUCUCUGCGACGCUGGGCUGCAGUGAGACGAGCAGCUCUCUGGAACGUGAAUGCACUGUGGCUGAGCGUAACACCACAAGUCCUUGCCCCUCUGGAGCACGCAGUGCUGCAUCAGCCAUCACGGAGGAGAAAGAAGAAGCUGAGUGGGUGGACAGCAACCGGGCUAAGCUCAUUCAGAGCAUCACCUCGGUGAUGGAUAUAGCGGACGAGAUGUUCCAGUUGAGGAUAAUCCACAAUGAGACUUACGCCAACAUCAGGGCUGCCAGGACCAGCCAGGAGCAGAUGAGGGAGCUCUACGGGGCCCUCACGUCUGUAAAGGCCAAAUCUGCCUUCCGCAGAAUCCUCCAGGAAAUUCAUCCAGACAUAUGUCAAAAAGAUGUGAUCCAAGAAGUCAUCAGAAAGCACAAAGCCUAUCUUAGGGACAAGUUUAGAUAUGAGUUUGAAGGCACCGCCAAAGAUCACAAGGAUGCACAGUCGCUGGAUAAGAUUUACACGGAGCUUCACGUUAUACAGGGAGAGAGUGAGCGCAUCAACGAAGAGCAUGAGAUCUGGGAGAUUGAGGACAAGGUGAGGAGUCAAACAGCUGAGGGCGUUAAAAUCAACUGCAACGACAUCUUUAAAAGCGCCUCAUCCGGGCAGGACAGAAGAGGAGUGAGAGCUGUCAGAACUGUCAUGACAAAGGGAAUCGCCGGCAUCGGAAAAACUGUCUCCGUGAAGAAGUUCAUCCUGGACUGGGCAGACGGAGGAGCAAAUCAGGACCUGGACUUUAUCUUUGUGCUGCCGUUCAGGGAGCUGAAUCUGGUCAUAGAUAAGUUUAGCCUUGAGACGCUCGUGAAGGACUUCCAUCCAGAGCUUAAAAACGUAGCAGUUGCGAGAAUAUUUGCUAACCACAAAGUUUUGUUCGUUUUUGACGGGCUUGAUGAAAGCCAACUUAAACUGGAUUUCCAAACAACCGAAAGACUGACAGACGCCACUAAGGAAUCAUCAGUGGACGUUCUGGUGACCAACCUCAUCCGGGAACACCUUCUUCCCUCCGCUUUUGUCUGGAUUACCUCGAGGCCGGGAGCGGUCCAGCGCAUCCCUCGUCAGUAUGUGUACCAGUGGACUGAAGUUAGAGGAUUUAAUGAUCCACAAAAAAUACAGUACUUCAGGAAGAGAGUUGAGGACAAGGCUGUUGCUGAAAGGAUUAUUAACAACAUCAUGAUGUCCCGGAGCUUAUACAUCAUGUGCCACAUACCUAUCUUCUGUUGGAUUGCGGCAAAAGUUCUUGCGCAUUUGCUGCUAAAAGUGGACGCCAGUCAAGAGGAAAAUAUAAAGAUACCCACAACUCUUACUGAGAUGUACACACACUUCCUUUGCAUUCAAAUGCAGGUAGCUACUGAGAAGUAUCACAGCCAGAAUGAGGUGAAUACAGAGGAGGUCUUCAGGUCAAACGAAGAAUUCAUUUUGAAGUUAGGCAGGAUGGCGUUUGAGCAUUUGAAAGAAGGCAAAAUCAUAUUUACUGGCAAUGAUCUGAAAAGCUAUGGCAUUGACAUACGCAAAGCUGGCGUUUACUGCGGGCUGUGCACAGAGAUAUUCAAGGAAGAGAGCGUGUUCAACACCAGGAAACUCUACUGCUUCGUGCAUCUGACGGUCCAGGAGUACUUUGCUGCUCUGUUUGUGUACCACAGCUUUGCAAGUAAAAAAAUAGACUCUCUGAGCCUCAAGGAUUUCCUGCUCAUAGGGUCUGAGGAAGAACUCAAGCCAAUCUUAGACGCAGAUCCAGUUGAUUUACCUUUGGAUGAGCUGAUGGAAAUAUCAAUAGCUAAUUCAACCCUGAGAAAGACAGGAGAACUGGACAUGUUCCUCAGGUUCCUUAUUGGCCUGUCUCUAAAAUCAACACAAGAGCUGCUUCAAGGCCUGAUUCAGCAGACAGAGGAACACACUGCGGUCGUUGAGGAAAUUAGGACGAGUCUAAAAGAAAUAGAUUUAGCAGACUGCUCACCUGCAAGAUGUCUGAACCUUGUCCACUGCCUGAUCGAGCUGAAAGACAGUUCCCUGCAUGAUACUGUGCAGCAGUACCUGAAACCGAAUCACAACCCAGAAACGCAGCUCUCCCCUGUUCAGUGCUCAGCUCUGGCCGACUCAAUUCUAAUGUCAAGUGUGCCACUCGAUGAAUUCGACCUGAAAAGAUACAGACCCUCAGCAAAAGGUGUGUUUCGGCUUGUCCCGGCAGUGAGGAACAGCAGAAAAGCAAGGAUCUCUGGGGUGGAUUUAGAUGUUUGGCUUUGUGAAACGAUCUCCUCGGCCCUUCAAAUGCCCAACUCUGUGCUAACUGAGCUGCAUUUGAUAAACUGUAACUUUUAUGAAGGGACAAAGAUCUUGACGGAUGCACUGACAAACUGUCAGUGUAAACUAGAAGCUCUCUGCCUCUCAGGUAGGGGCUUCUUACAAACAAAGUGUGAAAAGUUGGCAUCAGCUAUCAAAGCAGUCGCUUCAAAUCUAAGAGAGCUGGAGCUGAGCAGCAACAUACUGGGAGGUUUGUUGUGCUCGGUGCUUUCCGGUGGACUAGGCAGCCUGGAGAAGCUCAGACUGAACCGAAAUCCUCAAAUUGCCAAAAUCUGCAAGGAGUUGGUGGCAGCGCUCACAUCCAGCCCAUGUCCUUUGCGAGAGCUGGAACUGAGUUACACCAGUUUUCAAGACUCAGAAAUGGAGAUCCUCUGUGCUGGGCUGAUGAGCACAAACUGUAAUCUGAGGGUACUGAGCCUCAGUCACAACAGACUCACUGAAAAAGGUUGCAAGACGUUGGCCUCGGCGCUCAGCUCCAGACCUUCCUGCCUCACAAAGCUGGACCUGAGCUACAAUGACCUGCAGGACUCGGGAGUGACGGCACUCUGCGGUGCACUGCAGAACCCACACUGUGGUUUGGAAACACUAAGGCUGUCAUUCUGUAAAGUGACAGGAGACGGAUGUGCCGCCCUGGCCACGGCUUUGAGGCGUGACCACUGCAGCCUCAGGGAGCUGGACCUGAGCUUUAAUCACCUGGCAGGCCGAGGGGUCAAAAUGCUGACUGACGUACAGACAGAUCCUCGCUGCAGCCUGGAAACACUCAAUGUGGAGCAAAAUGAAGAGUGCUGGUUUGACUUGAAGCUGCUGAGACAGUAUGCCUGUGAUCUGACACUGGACCCCAACACAGCGGCCGUGAAUAUAAGUUUGACAGAAGACAAGAAAGAGGCGAUAUAUGUUGGAGAGAAGCAGUCAUAUCCUGAUCACCCAGAGAGAUUUGACUCGCGUCAAGUACUGUGUGAAGAGGGUCUCACCGGUCGUCAUUACUGGGAGGUUGAGUGCGUUCGAUCUGAUGUUGGAGUGGCAUACAAAAGUAUGGACAGGGUGGGAGACUGUUCAUCUCAAUUUUCUUUGGGGAACAAUGAAAAAUCUUGGUGCUGGUUUUAUGAAGGGAGAUUUCAUCAUAACAACUCCUGUCUUAAGUUUAUGCACCAGACAAGCAGAAGUACAAUAGGAGUGUAUCUGGACUGGCCAGCGGGUAUUUUGUCCUUUUUUGAGGUCUUUCCUGAUACACUGACCCACCUGUACACUGUCCGGACAACUUUUACUGAGCCACUCCAUCCUGGUUUCGGUCUGGAUGACGGAUCAGUUUGCCUCUGUAAAAUAAAGUAACCAAAAUGCAAUUUGUACCACCAAAAAGAGCCAACCCACGCUGGCUGGCUGGAAAAAAAGGAUUGUGAUAUACAGUGAAGUUAAAAGCAUUCAGUUUCUACAUGCUGGUUUGUGUGCAUUAUUAUAAAAACAUGCACAAACUCAUAAUUGUACAUUUGUUUGCUUAAACAAUCUGGUUCCCCUGGACCAGGGGCGUCACUAGGUUUUAAGAACAAGGGGGGCUUAGCCCCCAAGAGAUGCACAGGAUGUGAGUGAAUGUAGUGCACAAGUACAAAACUUCAGCCAACAAAGACUGAGAAAUCAUUCAUUAUAAUUUUUUAGGUCUGUGUUUAAUACAGUACAACAACAAACAGAGGUUAGCACAGUAACAGUGUGUUUACAUCACUGACGAAAAAAUGGCUACACUUGCGAGUUACUUGGUGGAUGGAAGCAUCAAAGAAUGCUGUCUGUUUUUAAGGGUGGCAAAUCGGUCUGUCACUCUGUUGUGACUCAGAUGCUGAAGCUCGUCUUUUUCAGUUGACAUGACUGCAAGACUGUGAAGUCUUUUCCGAUUUAUUGUUUGACGCAGCCAGGAAUGCAGCCGACGCAGUGCACUGUUAGGGCAACUUGGAUAGUAGCCUUCAGAGAGGGAAACAUGUCUGAGUCAAGGAGGUUGUGCACAGACAAUAUAUCUUCUGGUGGACAUCCAGCCUCUGUUUCCGGGCAAGAAAGUUUCUGGCCACCAUAUAUAUAUAUAUGUACUUUCUAAUCAUUUCUCUCCUACUCACCUUUCCAGUAGAGGUCUCUCCCCUCUCACUCCCUGUGCUCCUCUGCCCUGACUCUUACACGUCAAUAGAGGUGGUGGAGUGAUUAUUAUUAGUGUAUUAUUAUUAUCCACUGAUGGUAAUCAUGUGAAUGAGCCCAGCUGCAUCCGUGAAGUGAGAAACACGGCUGAUGGCUGAUGGUCCAGAAGGAAGUCACCCCAACGAUAGUGGUAAAAAAAAAAGAGUGCAUACUUAACUUUAUAAACAACCAGGACCUUCACAGUGCAUUUCAGACUAACUAGCUAGCAGCAGCUAAGUAGCAGCUUUCUUUCAGAGCUGGGAUGUAACUUUUGACCGCAAAACAACAAAGGUAAUACGUGCGUGAAGCCAGGUUUUUGUUGGUCAAACACGGAGCAUUUGGUUUAUUAACUACAUGGGACUUUCUGCUGUCAGCUGGGGGCUUGAGCGAACUAACUGUUGCUACCAGCAGUGAUGAAUGCUUACUUUCUUGAAAAACCUUAUUAUGUCCAUCCGUUCACGCUCUGCUCCUGCCGCUGUGCGCUUCAGAGGGACACACACAGACUGCAGUUACCGACUGCGAGCAAGGUCACAGGGAAAACGUGGACUGGAUUUUGAGUGAUGGGGGGCGUUCUGUAUAUGAAAAAGUGGAAUGGAUUGGAUAACGACGCACUGAAGGGGCUCUCUCUACCUUACGCUAUGAAAUGAGAUUUAUGAUCAUAUUUAAGUGAAUGAUGACAGGUUAUAUGAUUAUUGAUUUAAACUCAUAUUCUAACCACUUUGUAUUGAAUAUGUGGGCAUUUUUUGGUUAAAUUAUUAUUAUUAUUAUUACUAUUUUUAAUAAAACAACACAAAAUUAUUUAGAGGGGCUUAAGAAUAUUUAGUGGGGGCUGAAGCCCCCCUAAAAUAGGCCUAAC